Messenger RNA from Chrysoperla carnea, 661 nucleotides. It is a transcript of the gene mRpL49, whose product is annotated as probable 39S ribosomal protein L49, mitochondrial. Gene Ontology annotation, molecular function: structural constituent of ribosome. The record is from RefSeq and is a predicted model, not a curated record. Gene Ontology annotation, cellular component: ribosome; mitochondrial large ribosomal subunit. The transcript is spliced from 3 exons. NCBI's taxonomy places the organism in Eukaryota, Metazoa, Arthropoda, Insecta, Neuroptera, Chrysopidae. The coding region runs from base 82 to 606 and encodes 174 amino acids. Gene Ontology annotation, biological process: translation.
CAAUGCAAUACGAAAUUUAAAAUUAGUAAAUUAGUAAGAUAUUUUGGUAAUUAAUAAAUAAAUUUAUAGGUUAACCUAAACAUGAAUUCGAGAGCUCUAAUUACAGCACAAAAUUUAUUAUUUUCAAAAAGCUUUCAAACUCAGAUUGUAAGAUGUGGAAGCUUUCGUGCGUCGAAACCUGUUGGAGAUUUAAGUCAAUAUAUAUCUGAGUAUGAAGUUACAAAUGAUCCCAAAGAAUGGAAAUAUGUUGAAGAUUUAUUACCACCGAAGAUUGUACCAACACCAAAAUUAAAAGAUGAAUAUCCUUCAGGAUGGAGUAUGCCUUCAGAUGCAGCAAAAAACCAUCCAUAUUUUAUAAAACGUAGCAAAAAUUUCAUGCAACCAGUUUACUUAGACGUAACUUAUCGUGGCACAAAACGUUUAACAUCCGUGAAACGUAUUAAAGGUGAUAUUUGGCAAUUAGAGAAUGAAUUAAAAUCGUAUUUACAAGAAACUAAAAAUCAAAAACUUAUACCAACUUACGUAAAUGAAUUAAGCGGGGAAAUUAAAUUUAAAGGGGAUCAUGUGACAGCCAUCAAACAAUGGCUUACAUCCAAAGGUUUUUAAAAUGAUUCGUGUAUAAAAAAGAUUUAUUUUUGUUUUUUAAAUCAGUUGUUUUUUA